AUGAACGAAAAGAAACCUUUCCGUGUCAUUAUCGUCGGCGGCGGCGUCGGAGGCCUAACUGCUUCGCAUUGCUUGCAAAAAGCUGGAAUUGAUCAUGUCUUGCUUGAGAGACGCUCGACUGCCGCACCUCCCGAGGGUGCCAGUAUUUCCCUAUACCCUAAUGGCCUUCGCAUAGUGAAUCAGCUCGGACUUCGGAAAGCGAUGGAUGCCAUUAGUACCCCUGCCAAGUAUCUUUGGUGGAGACGACCAGAUGGAUCGUUCUUUCGGCAGGGCAGGUACUAUGAUUAUAUAGUAGAGAAUCAUGGUCGAAGUAGCGACUUAUUUGAAAGGCGAGAAUUCCUUCAGGUUCUGUAUGAUACCCUGCCGAAUAAAACGCCGAUACGCACGGAUGCCGGCGUAGUUGGUGUAAAGGAACUCCCCGACGGAGUGCAGGUCACGUUGAACGACGGUAGCGUCGAAAAUGGAGAUAUCAUCAUUGGCUGCGAUGGCGUGCACAGCUUCGUACGAAAUGCCAUGUGGGAGAACGCUAAUAAAGUGGCACCGGGACUAAUCACCGAGAAGGAGAAGACAUCCAUGGUAACGAGCUGGAAGGGCCUGAUUGGUAUUGCUCCAGCCGAAGCUAAGCUAGGCCAGAGGGACGCGACAAUAGUGUUUGGACAGGGUCACUCGUUCCUCCUACUCUCGGAUCCGGAACGAAUAUUUUUUUUCGUGUUUAUCGCGUUGGAAAAGCCCUUUCACUGGCCGGAGAGAGUGCGAUACACGGAUGAUGACGUCGAGGCCGUCGCGGCGGGUUUGGCCGACAGUCCCAUCACAGACUCCUUGACUUUCGGCGAUCUUUGGAAGAAGAGAUAUCGCGGCACACUUGUGCCUCUCGAGGAGGGUGUGCUAGAACACUGGUAUCAUGGAAGGACCGCUUUAGCAGGGGAUUCGGUUCAUAAGGUCACACCAAAUCUUGGCUUGGGCGGGAACUUGACGAUGGAGUCUGUGGUGGUUCUAUGUAACUGCAUACAGGAGAUGCUGGUAGCCCAGAAUGGUGGAAAGCCCAGUCAAGAUGCUAUAACAAACGCGUUCGCGAAGUACCAAGCACUGCAGAUACGUCGUGCGAAUCAAGUCUGUGAGAUCUCGGCUGCGAAUACGAGAGGCCAAUCUUGGCACACAACGUUCUAUAAACUCAUGGUCAUGUGGCUUGAACCGCUAUUCUCGGAUCGGUUCGGGGCCGAUAUGCUCGGUGAGAUGUGGCGGAGAGCUCCGAAACUAAAUUACGUUGACCUGGAAGAUGCGAAGGACAUUCGUCUAUCUUGGAAAGAGAUCAACUUGGCGAAAAAGCAGACCUGGUUUCAGAAGAAAGUGAGGUCUAGACUUUUGCGCAGUACUAUCAAGAUAACGUUGAGCGCAGCUGCAGUGGCUACAGUCGCUAUUUCACUGUGUUCAUGGAGGAUCAUUGACUAAUGGGAGUUCGCAACCCUUCUUAUAUAUGAUUACGUUACUCGUCAAUAAUCAUGACAAUAUGAUGUAAUACAGUUCAAUUUGAAGCCGAUCCUUUCGUUGAGUCGAAUCCCAUGAGCCUCGCAGUAUGUUGGUAGCCCUAUGAGGCGAGUGAGGAGAAUGACAACACGCAGAUACCGCACAAUAAUAGCAGCUUAAACCGUGAAUCGGCGUCAAGUCGCGUGUUUCAUCCCGCAGUAUCCAUUCCGACGGUUCAAGCCGUACAU
Molecule: messenger RNA, 1712 nt
Organism: Hypoxylon trugodes
Lineage: Eukaryota; Fungi; Ascomycota; Sordariomycetes; Xylariales; Hypoxylaceae
Product: FAD binding domain protein
Exons: 4
Coding region: 1-1449 (482 amino acids)
Molecular function (GO): FAD binding
Source: RefSeq, a predicted model, not a curated record